This is a messenger RNA of Mugil cephalus (flathead mullet), 2228 nucleotides long. It is a transcript of the gene abhd16a, whose product is annotated as abhydrolase domain containing 16A, phospholipase. Gene Ontology annotation, cellular component: endomembrane system. The record is from RefSeq and is a predicted model, not a curated record. The coding region runs from base 39 to 1670 and encodes 543 amino acids. Gene Ontology annotation, biological process: phosphatidylserine catabolic process; monoacylglycerol catabolic process. Gene Ontology annotation, molecular function: glycerophospholipase activity; monoacylglycerol lipase activity. Lineage: Eukaryota; Metazoa; Chordata; Actinopteri; Mugiliformes; Mugilidae. The transcript is spliced from 20 exons.
UGGUCAGUAACGCUUCCCGUAGUUGCCGUAGUGGAAGAAUGGCCGGCUGGUUGUGGCUCCGCUGUGUUUUAGGGCCUCAUCUGCAACGAAUUCACUGUUCACCGGAACAGUCUCGACCUGACGCCAGGUUGAGUAGGAGGGGAUGGAACUACCAACCCAGGGGUCUGGAAAGACACACUGACAGCAUUCUUGGUUGGGCUUCGACACUGUGGUCCCUGUCCUACUACAGCUCUCCUCUUCUUCUCUGCUAUCUUUACAGGAAAGGCUACAUCUGCAGCAGUAAACUGGUUCCAGUGAGUCAAUAUGUGGGAACCGUGCUGGUGUGCCUUCUAGGAGUGGCCUGUCUUAGAGGGUGGGGCAGAUGGAGGAAUUCUGAGUAUCUUCAGUUCAUCUCAAUUCUUGAAGAAACUAAGAAUGAUCACAUACCAGCCAACAAGAAAAAACUGAGAUGCUACGACUUUGAUUUCUCGCAUUGGCCAUCGGAUUUCAGCUGGACAGAAGUGAACAGUCCCAAACUUUCCAAGGCUGGUGUUUCUCUGCUGAAGCCAGAACCCAGAUUAAGAGGAGCAGCGGACAGUGUCCUCCAUUCUGUGCGCACGUUGCCAUGUCACAUCAUCAGUUUUCUUAUUGCCCAUUCAUUUGGGAGGCGGAUGCUCUAUCCUGGCUCUGUGGGUUUGCUGCAAAAAGCAAUGAGACCCAUGCUGCAGCAAGGCCAGGCCAGGUUAAUAGAAGAGUUUGAAGGCCAGAGAAACAAACUGGUGGCCUGUGAUGGUAAUGAGAUUGACACGAUGUUUGUGGACCGAAGAAGGGAUGGAGGGGAGAACGGACAGACUCUGGUCAUCUGCUGUGAGGGGAAUGCAGGCUUUUACGAGGUGGGCUGCAUGAACACUCCACUGGAGGGUGGGUACUCUGUUCUGGGCUGGAACCACCCUGGCUUUGGAGGCAGCACGGGAGUUCCAUUUCCCCAGAAUGAGGCCAAUGCGAUGGACGUUGUGAUCCAGUUUGCAGUGCACAAACUGGGCUUCCAGCUCAGCGACAUUGUUGUCUACGCCUGGUCCAUAGGAGGGUUCACAGCCACUUGGGCCGUCAUGUCAUACCCCGAGAUCCAGUCAUUGGUGUUGGAUGCGUCCUUUGAUGAUCUCUUGCCUCUGGCCCUCAAGGUCAUGCCAGACAGCUGGAGACCGUUGGUGCAACAUACUGUGAGGCAAUACAUGAACCUCAACAACGCAGAGCAGCUUCUCAAAUACCAGGGACCAGUUCUUCUGAUCAGAAGAACAAGAGAUGAGAUCAUCACCACAACGGGUCCAGAGGACGUCAUGUCCAACAGAGGCAACGACCUCCUGCUCAAACUGCUACAAUUCAGGUACCCCAAAAUAAUGACAGAUGAAGGGAUUAGAGUUGUCAGACAAUGGCUGGGAGCCUCCAGUCCCUUAGAAGAAGCAUCCGUGUACAGUGGCUACGAGGUGGACGAUGACUGGUGUGUGUCUGUGCUGCAGUCCUAUCAGGCAGACAGAGAUGUUUUGUUUCCAUGGAGCGUGGGUGAAGAUAUGACUUCAGAGGGAAGGCGGCAGCUGGCUCUUUUCUUGGCACGGAAGUACAUGAGAAACUUUGAAACUACACACUGCACUCCUCUCCCCGCCAGUGAGUUCCACUCACCCUGGAGACUGUAGAGGAGGGAGAGACGGACGGAUGAGGGAAAAACGAACAGCAAAGGAUUCAGAUGGCUUGUGGUCCGAGUGUGUUUCUGGCAUGGUGUGAAUGUAACGAGAUUUUGUUUCAGACGGUUUUCCAAGACGGAUUUGUUGUCGCGUAUAGUGUUGCUGUGGUGGCAUUUGGAAAGAUCAGGGUCAUCUGUCACUCUGCCAGCCUGAAACAUGUAAAAUAUGAUAGAAAUUUUCUUUUUAAUUUUGUGUUUAGUUAUACUUUUCAGUGUUUCUCUUUAAAAAAAAAAAGGAAAGGAAAGAAUGCAUUUUAAGGAAAAUGCACCUGCCAUUACUCACUCCUUCCAUUGUUCCUUCUUUGGCUGUAUUUGUAAAGCAACCGUAAGUACAAACACGCUUUAAUUUAAUAGAUACAAAAAGAAGGUUGACAGAAUUUUAAUCUUUAAAAAUGCAGCCAAAGUACUGAAACCGUUUAGGUUCAUAUCUUUCCCGCGGGCACUGUCUUUCAGAACAAAGCUGUAUCCUAAAGCAAUGAUCUUAAAUGUUCUAUUAAGUAUGCUAAAUAAA